UUUGAAGUUCACCACAGAUAGAAAAAACUGAAGUGCGGUGUUUAUUUUGCUUUUUUCCUAUUUUAUUAUAACUACUCGGAUAUUCUUGUUAAAUUUUUGUAAAAGUAUUGAUAAAAGAAAUGCUCUAAUAACGUCUUCCUUUAGAAACUUUAUCGCAUUUAAUAGUAAAAACACCUCAUUAUGAAGAAUACUGGACGAUAGUGGCAGUGUGAACAAUGUUUAAAAUAGAGUCAUAUGUCACACCCAUCCUGCUGAGCUACGUGGACAAAUAUGUGCGAGACUUCAAACCAGCUGAUGCACAGGUGUCACUAUGGGGCGGGGGCGUGGCGCUCCACAAUCUGGUGCUCAAAGCGGACGUGCUCCAGCAGGAAGUGGCAUUGCCCUUCACCCUCGUCUCCGGCCGCAUCCACGAGCUCCUCAUACAAGUACCAUGGACCAAGAUCAUGUCGGAACCGAUUGUCGUCACCAUCGAUACUAUAGAAUGUGUGUUAAGUCUGAAUCCGCCUGUCCCGCCCGAUGGCACGCCGCCUCCAGCGUCACCGAGCCGCAAGACUCAGGUAGUGGAGGCUCCGCCGGGCUACAUGCAGGCUUUGGUCCGGCGCAUCGUGAGCAACAUAGCGCUACGCGUGCACCACCUCAUCGUCAAGUACGUGCAGGACGACAUAGUACUGUCUCUCAACGUCAAACAUCUCGGCGUCGACAGUGCUGGACCCAAUUGGGAACCCGCUUUUGCAGAUAUUGACCAGGCGCAACCAGUGAUAAGAAGGCUAGUGCAUCUAGACGACCUCACCCUGUGUCUGGACAAAUCUGACGGAGAUGGCAAGAUACGGUUUUUUCAAGAACCCUUAUUGUAUAGAUGUCAGCUAGACCUCAGAGUUCUAACCCGCCUAAUAUCGGCGAAUACACGUCGCGCCACCAGUUUGAACGUGCAGUUGCGGUCCAGUAAGCUAGCGUGGAGCGUCACUAACGAACAGUUGGCGUUGUUGCUCCGACUCAUCAAGGAGCGGCCGAUCACCACCGUCACGCCGCCCCCGCCCAAGGCAUCUGUCGCACAAACGCCGCUCCAUUCGACAUCGUCGAACUCGGCGGAGCCAACUCGGCAGGAGAGCUGGUCGGAGUGGGCGUGGUCGUGGCUGCCUACGUGGGUAGACCGCGACACGGGCUUGGAGGAAGCACCCCUGCCACCCACCUCGCUGCCCAUAUACUUCAGCGCUUAUCUAGAUGAUGUCUCCUUGGUGUUCAAGGUGAUGGAGACGGAAACGGGCAGUCGCAAGCGUUCGCGCGCAGUACUAGAGGUAUCGGCAUCAUUUGCUGCGCUAAAAACUUCUAUCUGCCAUCCUACCCACUUGAGGAUACGCUGCGGUGCAAGAGAGCUCAUGAUGCAGUCCCACGGUAGAUGUGUCUGCGGACACGUUAAUUUUAACACUUUGAAUUCAGAACCGACAGUUUACUUAAAGAAGAUAAAGACGGCGUCACAGAUGGAGACGGUGUGGACGUGGCCGGAAGGGGUGCUCAAUGACAAGGUGAAGGUCGCUGAGGUCAUUGACGAAAACCCCCCGGCCACUACUGCUGGGGAACCUGAAGGCAGCACUGUAUCCCCUACACCAAGUGUACAAGACAUGAAACCGACUUCGGUUGAGCCGAGCCUGGACAAACAAGACAGGGAUGAUAUCGACGAGCUCUGGAACAAGAUGGCGCCACUCCUGUUUGUGGAGUAUGUGCAUGAACGGUCACCGCCUCACCAACUGAUGAACCCAUAUGAUAACCCGCCUAGAGAUUUUGAGUACAGUGAUUGGGGCGAAGAAUGCAGCAUGACGGUAGCGGUGGAACCAUUAGAGCUAAGAAUCUGCAUGGGGCUCAUACACCGACUACAAGCGCUGAAGAACAUAUACAAGGAACACGCGGCUUCUGAGCCAGAGUUGCCAAAGCGAGUGCUGACAGUAGAAGAGAAGGAAGCUCUGACGGAGAACUUGCCUCAGCGUCGCAUCAAGUUGGAGGUGAUGGGCGCAAUGGUGCGUCUGAUACCGUGGAACCACAUUGUAGGAGACCGCCAGCCCACUCCUGAACCCGUCGUAUUGGAGAUCGAGUUACCCUAUGCUAGUGCCAUCAUCAUGGCUCCCUUGUAUCCACAUAGGGUAUGUUCUGCAGCCAGUCAGAUGCCCAAAGACUCAGGUUCUCUAUGGCAAGGAGCGAGACGGCACACUACCGUUACGCUCAACUCCGUACAGAUCAGAUUGACCAAUGCCGACGGCACUGAGAAUCGGCCUUGCGCACGCGCAGACAUCAAGCUAGUCACACAUCAACUACUCUACAAAUCCUUCUUCCAGAAUAGAGACUCCAUUGAGUUCGCUUAUCAUCUGAAAAUUAAGGAAAUGAGUAUAUGCGGAUCGUUCGCGCGGCUGCAGGCAGCAUACCAUGUUCCUACGUCACUGACGAUUGAGAAGCGGUCCAUCGCAUUAAAGCAUACCACACUACCCAGAGACGCACUCCACGACCAAGACGCAGUGGCUAUCGACCUGGCCCUGGAGGACGGCACGAUACGGGGCUACAUGACGGACAACGUCAACAUGCACGUCGUCACGCUACACUCCGCCAAAGCUACAGCCCUACAUGAACCCAAGGCUGGUGUUAUGAAACAAGCGUGGCUCUUCUCCGCUCCCGAUGCGCCUACCACAACGCCCUGCCUUCGUUUCGCGGUCCAAUGGUGCACCACCCCGGUGGAAAACUCGUUCGAUUACCUGGGCGUGUGGACGGAACCUGUGGCCUUCUCCGUGGACCCGCUGCUCAUAGCGUGGCUCGCCUACAAACCCACUGUCAAGUCUGAGGCAUCUCUGCCAGCUGCAAUGAAGAGCUUGUCACAAACACAACAGACAUCAUUGCGACGCCGGAGCACACCACCGUCAUCGAGUGGUCGCGGCGGCAGUAGAGCGGGGUCCGCACAAGGCGCGGAACUGAUUCAUUUCCGCUCGCGCAGUUUAGGGUCCAGUAGUGAGCCGAGUGAGAAGAAAGACAAAGUUACUGUGCAUAAAAUUAUACCGCAGGUCACAAGUCAGCAACAAGCAGCGAUUGCGGCAGGUGAGAGGGUGACUGAGCUGUACCGGCGGCUGCAGGGGAUGGUCCUUAACGUGGAGCUGGGGUUGGCCCUAGUGUAUGUUACCAUGAGUACGGCCUCCGCGGUAGACUGUCACACCCUCAGAGACGCCAUGGAACGACACGCCUCAGCCGCACACAGAGUAUUGGCUAUAUGUCUCGGCCGACUGUCGAUGCAGUCCAGCACUCUCAGCAAUCGCCUGUGGCAAAGUCUACGACAUGACGGACCUACCUUCCUAGCAGAAAAGCCCAAAGACGACUCGUUUCCAUGGAAGAUAAGUCUUGCGGACGUCUCCUGCUACACAUUAGAAUUGCCUCACUUAUCAACGACAACUGAUAUUGUGGGGCAGGAGAAGGUGGGGAUCUCAGCAGGUCUGAAGUCCAAACUGAAGAUGUCCGGAGCCCCCAAAGCUACUCGGAAGACGGUGCUAGAGCUGGUUACCACCACCAUCACAGUGUCCGUCGUUACUAAGGCACUGCAGUACAAGACAAUCUCCAGGAAGGAUCUGAAGAAGAGUAACAUUAUUACUGAAGAAGAUCGGAAAACGCAGUACUUUACAGCUGGAAUGGAGUUCAAGCCGACAACUUUAAAGGAAUUUGUUCGCGGUCCAUCCAGCAGAAUAAGGAAAUCUGUAGACCCGUCGGCGUCGGCCACGUCUCAAGCAGAGGUACCUUCCGAGGUGAUCACCAUCAAGGACGGACCGCUAAUCUCCUUGGGAGUGCACCUCCACGCUGACACUCCACCCAUCAUCAUCCGGCUGGAACAGGAUCAGAUUCAAACGAUGUCAGCGACGAUCCACUGUUUGGCUCACAUCCACACGUUAUUGCAGCGGCCUGCGAUCUUGAUGCCUAACAGAAGCUUCACAUCAAUCGGCAGCUCACACAGAUCGUUAAUACGGUCUGUGUCGGAGAUAAACGAGAUAACGGUUCCAUCAGAAGAAGACACAAGCGAAAAAUCUGAACUGGUGCCCAUAUUUGAUAGGACUUUACAAAAAAAGCGUCCUUUGAAGACAUUCUUUUGGUUCCAAUGGGUGGUGAGCCGCGCGACGUUAGUGUUAGCAUCUGACAUUGUGAAGUUGGCGCUGGACAUCGAUGACAUCAUCAGCACGGUCGAUAUACAAACCGAGUACAACCAGCUUAAAGUCAAGGUGGCAUCAGCCUCCAUUAAACAUUAUAAACGGAAUGAAAUGGACGAAUGGGUUACUGGAGUGAUCGGCGGUAGGGUGCUGGAAGCUAGGGAGCCUACGAAAGCCGAAGAGGAUACACAUUUCCUGUCUGUCACCAUCACACAAGCGCAGGUAUCUGACCUUCCCGCAAGCUGGAAAGAAGAGCUGCAUCCUAAGUUAUUGGAGUCUACCUCGUCCCAUGACACGAUGUGGGAAGUGUUCGCUACCCUGGCCCCGCUAGAGGCGUUAGUACAGCCGAGUGUUAUAGACAAUAUCAUUACUCUGAUCAGCGAACUGGUGCCAAGAGCAUUUUGUCCCUUGAGGGCGGAGACUGAGAACAGACUGUCAGAUUGGCAAUGGCCGUAUUUGUAUCUGACUGCCGGCGGCAUCAGGGUGGUUGUUGCCGGAGAGGAUGUGGGUAGAGAGAAAUCCUUCGAUGACACAGUCAUUCUCUAUAUCGGUGCCGUAAAUAUUACUCCACACCCAGAAAAUCCCAUCUGCCGGCGAGCGGUUAACACGGGGCCUGAUGGUGGCUGGUUGGCAGGCGCUAGCGGAUUCGAGGGCCGACAGUACGAAGUUGUCGUCAAAGAAGUCUCCGUACAAUCUACGAAGUUCAAAGCUAUAGCACUCGCCGAGGCAGUCUUAGACAACACUAAAGGCAUGACGACUGAGAAUCCUGCGCUAAAAUGGAGCCAACGCACCAAGAUCCCACAAAAGGUUCCCAUAUUACACUCUGUCGAGCUCUGCUGUGUGCUAGCUCCGGCGAUGUACGUCGGUGGCUUGCUGGCCUGCGGUCCCGCGGUUGAGCUGAACCUGGUGUCAGACUGCAGUAUAGAGAUCAGUGUGGAUCAGCUCGUCCUCUUGAAAAACCUGCAACAAGAAUUCGUCUUUGACUUUUCCUUGGAACAGGAUAGAAGUUGGAUGAGCAACAUUUUCACGCGUACCCGGUUGUCGGUGGACAAGGACAGCGUCUGCCCGUACGCGAACAUCAUCACCAACCAGCUCGACCACACUCCAGUCUUCGACGAACCCGUCAUCGAGAAUGUCAUAACGAUUAAAACGUCCACUGAGACAUGUCGGACGACUUACGACUCUGGCGUAGAGACCACAGUCUCUUCUUCUAAGACCAAGCUGACUGACGACGUGCCCAUCAAAAAGUCCGUCUCCAUAGCCUUUGUAGAAACGGGGGAUGCGUCGAACUUUCUGGAGGUGUUUGUGACGAUGGGUGUGAUAGACCUGUCGCUAUACGUGACAGACGACGGCAGCCCUGAGGUGAUAGCUCUCAGACCACCUUCCGUCGAAAACGUGCAGCCCGUUACACCGAUCCCACAACAGCAACCAGAAAAGGAAGACGAUGAGAAAGAUGUCGUGUCACCGGCGUCAAGUCGCAGUCUCACUGAUGCGAUGCGAGACGUUGACAUUGGAGCGACAAUGCUGCACACGCAGGCGCAUUCUAAACUUUGUGACCUAACUGCGACCUUCAUGUCGCCUGCUAUGCUAGUGGGGUUUUGGAUUUUGUUAUAUUUCUUGGGGCGACGUUUCGCCACAAUCUCGCCUGGUGACAUGUCGGCUGGGUCGGGUACAAGCACGCGCGGCACCGUCCGCCUGGACAUCGAGCGGCCCGUGCAGCUCGAGGUGUCCACCGACAACCUCAGGAGGCUCAGAGAUAUAAUAUUGCUUGUGACUGCGAAUCUAAGCAACCGGACUUCGCUUCCACAAUCUUCACACAUUCCUGAAAAACCAUUGCUGUACAGAAUUAAAAAACAAUUAUUAUCCGAAGGCAUGGAGAGUAUAACAAUCCAUACAAGCCAGAUCUCAGCGUGUGGACACGAGGGGAUAGUAGGGUGGGACAGUUUCACUCUGCAGAUAUCAGCCAGUUCUCGUCCCGAGAGACUGAACGCGCGCGGGCUCGUCACUGCGCUACUGGUCGCAGCCGGUUCGCCUGCAGACCGGAGACAUGUCAUCCUGCAACCCCUGAUGAUGGGUUUGGAAUUAGAAGCUUAUUGGGAAGCAUGGCGGCGUGCAGAAGGUGGUCAUGCUAUGCGGGAACCGACCGUGAGGAUUAGUGUGGAAUUCGAUGACGUCACGGUGGACCUCAGACCUUCAGAGCUGGCCACCCUCCACCGACUGGAAAGAUCUUACAGAGAACUGGCCAAGAUGCCACGGAUUCCAACUAAAAUAAAUUUGAAUAUAUACCCGGCCGUGGACGCGGCGUCACACCGCGAUGUGUUCACACACAGUUCACAGUUUUCCUCCCAGGGUAUCUCCUCAGACACUGAGUCCUGUGACCAGUUCUACAAAGACGAUCUCAGGAGUGGAGCCUUCAAGAUCUUGAGCGGUGGUCAGCUACCGAUGGCGUACCAGGUGAUGCUGCAUGGCAGCGCGGUGUCGUGGCGUUACCCACACCCCAGGGCUAUCACCAGGCUCGUCGCCUUUCCCUUACCCGGACAGGAGAAGGAAACAAGUUGUGUGCUGGAGUUGUACAACAGUAUGUUGUCCAAGUGGGAGUCGCACACAUACUUCAAGAUACCCUUCAGAGAACCGAAGGAGCUCAAUCUGCCAGUCAGUCCACCGGAAACGGUGUUUGCGAUAAUGUGGCGAUUCCGCGUGUGUGAAGACUCUGAGCCCCCUGUGCCUUACGAGUUUUUGUCUAGUCGGUUCCUGCCACGCAGUGAGCCUUUGUUAAUUGACGAGCAACCAGAGCAGAUGGAUGUAAAGUCAGUAUCGGGAGUGUCGGCGGAACAGCUGUCGGGAGUUUUGCGCGUCGACUCAUACUUUGCGCCUCGACUCCUCCCGCGGACGAAAGCUGUGUUACGUGUCGCCAAUUUUAACUUACACCUGCAUAACUCACUGCCCUCAUUAACUAGUGCAGCGACGUACCUAGAAGGCUACUACGUGUCGAGGCCACUGAUGCGAACGCACCGAGUGCUGAGUGUGACCGCGCGGUCCACGGCGUUCCAUACACUGUACGGCUCGCCCGCCGGGACGCUCGUCAUGGUUGACACUAAUCUAUCCACCGACAUGAUAGACAGUUCGACGGGUACCAUGGAGGAGAUUGUUGAAGAGUUUCGUCUUCAAGGUGGCUUGUCGGAUAAACAAGAGUCUCUAUUGACUGCUCGCUACCGUGUCCUGACUACUGGCAUUCACGUAGCGCUGCAAAUACCAAGGCUCAGGACCUUGCAGUCCCUCUGCCAGGAUUGGAAGAUGGCCUAUGACGAGUAUUUGAGCAACGCAGUCGAGGAAUCUUUGUGCGAGGAUGAUGAAGAGGAAUUAUCAGAAGAACAUGAGCAGGAGGAAAUGGUGGUGGCUGAGGCGGCGGUCGCGACUUUAGAAGGGAGAGUGUCGCUUUGGGUACACAACAGUUGCGCGUCUGCCAUGAGAGUAGGACAAGAGGACACAGAAGAAGUUGUGCCACUGGGACCUGGCGUCAUACUGGCCUAUAGGUGGCGUAAUCCAACGGCUCCCAAGAGGCUUCGGUUCGCACUGGCUGGUCCUACAGCAGAUUGGCAUUGGUCGUCUAGUUUGCCUUUCUUGGCGGGCGUGCACCGUCUGAAGAUCGAUACUCCGGACCCAAGUAACAGCAAGCAAAUGUCUUCUACAAGCGCUUUCGUUCAUGUGAAGGUCGAGGAUGCGGGCGCCGCCAAGACCAUGCACCUCUCCGGGAGAUUGGUGCUCGCCAACAUGCUGCGAGCCACACUACUCUAUAAGGUUCGUGCUCACUGCAGUGAAGCUCCACAAUGGCGGACAUUGUGCUCGGGUGAAAUGACGUCGGAAACCGUCGGUCGCAGCGUCGUCUGCAGUGCCGACUGCGACAUGGUGCUCAAAAUAAAGUUGAGAUCACACAACACCUGCUGGUCAGGCGACAUACCGCUCAAGGAGUGCCCUAAAGAAAACGUACCGUGGUUGGUCAAAGUACCAACGGAAGGAGAAACACAAUUUGUGUCAGUAUGGUGUCGCGUGGUGCGCGGGCGCAACGAUGGGCGUAUCCUUGCUACUGUAUGGCCUCUAUACGUGUUACAUUCACAUUUACCUCUAGACACAGAAGUACUAAUAGUAACAGAAUCGCCUGCACCGGCGACGGUGGACCAAGAUUCGCAGCAGGCACGGCCUCCACCGAUGUUACAGACCUCACCGGGUCGAGGGUCCAGCACUCACCUACAGGCGCCAGGCACUACUGCGGCUAGGCAUAGUCUGUCCUUCCAGUAUAAGAACAUUGAGUGUCCAGUGACAAGAGAGGCGGUGCCCUUACACUACGGUGUGACCGACACCUCCGUGUUUGACAAACGAUCGCCUGUACUCAACGUUGAUGACGUCAUCAAAGACAUCCAACGCUGGUUGAGUCGUUCGGCUCAUAAUGCGACGUCGAAAUGGCCAUACUCUGUGGUCGCUAGACACUGGAAUGGAGAAUGGUUUGCCGCAUCGAUACAACCACGAUGUGAUGUCACUGUGCGGUACACGGCCGUGCGCGCUGGCGGGGGCUGCAGCCUGGAGGUCCAGCUGUGUCCGGUAGCGUUGAUGUGCAACGCCACGCCCAUACCGCUCACACUGCGCGCCUACGACGCCGCGCCGCUCUGCAAGCUCGAACCAGGCACUGCUAUCUCGCCACCCACUACUAUCAUCAAGAAACCGUUCUUCAUGUCAGUGGAGAUGGGUCGCGAGACGUUCGUGAGCAGUCAGCUACAGGUGUCAGCGGAAGACCCUGGUCGGUACGGCACUCCGCCGCCAGGACACGUUGCACUUGACCACGCCACUAACUUCGCUAUACUCUGCAACCAGAAGGUGGCGCUGCUGACCCUAUACUAUGAAAUCAAGAAGGAGAUCAACGUGCUCGGUGUGUCCACCUCCUACGUACUCAUAAACAGACUCGACACGGAACUCUUGGUGUCAGCAGUAGCAGUUCCGAACGACAUGGACGAGUACACGACCCUGCGCCCCAAGUCAUUCAAAGUGGUCAUGCCUGUUAAGGAGGGAAGUGUCCACGGCACUCCACUGACUCGGUUCUGGCUGCGCGGGCGCUGGCGCGGCGGGGAUCCGUCGGAGCUGCGCACGUACCUGUGUCUGUCUCUGUCGUCCGGCAUGAACCCGAUGCAGGCCCCCGUCCCCAUCCGGCUCGGGGUACAACCGUUACGACGGGCGGUAGCGCUCAUUGACUCGUCUAUGCAGUCGGUGCCAAUAGUGGUGACUCAGAUAAAGAAUGACAACCGUUGGCUGGUGGUGGUGGCGCCGGACCCGUGUCCUCAGUUCCUCGUCCACAAUCACACCCGCCUCACGUUAGCCGUCGCACAACCGGUGCACUUCCCUGAAGAACCGUCCACUUCACAUACUGUGGCAGUAACAGAAUGCGCAGGAACUCGAUGGUGCUGUAUGGUGCCCCCUAACGCGGCGGUUCACUAUUCGACUCCUGCGCAUUGUGCCCGCUAUCCGCCCGAAGGAAUGCCAGCGACAUCUGUUGCCUCGUGUUACCUCACAUUUGCCAAAGGAAAAGAAGAGUUAGAACAGGAGUGGUGUUCCCCAGUAGUGGCUGCGGACGGGGAACACCUCCUGCAAUACUACGGCGGUAUCACCAUCAAACUGCGCGUGCGCACCCAUCCACACUCCACGCUGCUCGAACUACAGGAUGUUGACCAAAACGACAUAUCAGCAAGUGACAUCAGACGCCGUUUGCUGGGAGUGAUAGAGACCGAAGAAUUAACACUUCAUAAGGAACCGGUCGUGACAGCUGUGCCAAGUUUGGAGAGAGUGGGUGCUGCUUGCCGAGUGCACUCUCCGGGAGAUGUCAAUGUAAGCGGGUCGAUGUACGAAAGCAAGGUUACGCACCAAUUGCGAUCUCCGUCUACUGGGAAAGGCGAAGACUCGGAUUAUAAGUUUAAAAAAAAGAGGUCUCUUAGCCAGGAUGGUGUGUACUGGUCUACGUCUAUGGAAGGCUCAAAUAGCCGCAUAAUUCGAAACUCGGGCUUCAUGUACGCAUCAGAUACAAGGUUUCAGAACCAAGAUUUGGAGCCCGAACUCGACCAAAUGGACGAAACUGCAGGGAACGCGGAGCGGUUCCGCUGCGUCAUCGCAGGGGUUUCGGUGGAACUGUCGGCCGCAUCCGAUGUGACACCACUACUGGCUGUGCACCUCGAUCGCACCGCGUUACUUAUGCAGUCCGAUAGCAAGAAAACAAAAACAAUCCUGUCAAUAGCGGACGCGCAGAUAGAUAACUUGCAGUACGAGACGGGACAGUAUGACUUCGCAGUGAUAGCCAGCACUCGUGCCGAGCCUCUAGAGCCCGACCGGUGGCCCCCUCUGUGGAACAUGUUCGCUGAACGAGACACCUUCGCCACCAGGGCGGAUACUGCAAGACUUGAACUCCAACUACAGCAUGACAAGUGGGAAGUCGUCAAUAAUAAAUAUAAAGAACUAACAGAAGUGGAUCUGAGAGUGGGUACUCUAGCUCUUUACGUGGAGGACGCCUUCAUAAAGGCUUUAGUAGACAUGUCCCAUCUCCUGCUCCCGUCGGCCAGCGCCAGUGACCAAGGUUCGCUGAGCGAGGAGAGGUCCAUACAGAAACCACUGCGGCUCAGGGUGCUGCAUGUCCAUCCACUCGAUCUCACAUUGACGCUUCAUACUGCCGUGCGAAUGUACAUAGCUCUGGAUCAAAGUCCGUUGCGCCUGAGUGCUUUCAAACUGCAUGACAUGAUGACGUCAGCAGAACGCCUCACGCAUGCGCUCACCGUGCAUUACCUGUCUGCCGCCAUUUUGGGAGCAGGUUGGGUAGUCGGCGGCUUGGAAUUAUUAGGUGCGCCUGGAGCCCUAGCGGCUCGUUUGGGCGGUGCCACGGGUGGUGUGAGGGGCGUAGCAUCCGCUGCGGCGGCAGCACUGCUUCGAUCAUUGAGCGCGUGGGCAGGGUCUCUAGCGAGGAACCUGGACCUGUUGGCUGGUGAUGAAGAGCAUGCGAGGCGAGCCGCAGCGGCGAGGAGGAGACCACCGCCCAGCUUCGUAGCGGGACUUGUCGCUGGCAUCACCAACUUCGCUAUUAAUAUACUCGGAGCAGUGGGUGGUCUAGCGCAUCACCCCUUAGUGGGGGUGGCAGUGGGGGAGACAGAGAGUGGGGCGGCGGCAUUACGGCGCGGUAUCCUCGGAGCACUCACUAAGCCGCUCAGCGCUACUGCUGACCUCGUAGCCUAUGCUGGGUCCGGCCUGCUCCGACAGACUGGCUGGGAUCCUGUACCCGAGCCUCGCCGUCUGUCGUCCUCGAUCCAGCCGCGCGCGCAGUCCGGCUGGCAUAGAGACUGCGUGCGCUGGGUGUUCCGCAUGUGCGAGCUCAACGCAUUCACCGGGUUCGAGGUCCUGGUCGAUAACGCGCAGCUCCAACUACUGGUCACACAUAAGUUCCUGAUCGUGGCUGACCCUGAGUCGGAGCGAAUCAUGGAGAUGAUAGACUUCAGGUUCUGCACCUUGAGUCCAUACCAAGGACAAAUCAUUGAGCUGUGCGUGAUGCAAAGGAGACAGUCCAAGUUGUUGGAGACCAGGAUGCCUGAUGAAGAUGAGGAAUACCAGAUAAGCGCAGCGGCGAUGGCUCGGGUGGCGCGUUACACUGGGGCUGAAGGCACCGCGACCGGGGAGAGUCGAGUCCUCUCUCUCCUGCCUCCGCCCGGAAGGUCGCAUGCUCUCCACGCAGUCCUGGCCGCAGCCUUGCACCAUAACUGUGACUCACAUUUCCCCAUGCUAUGACCCCAGCGUCACGCGCGACCCCAGCUUCAAAGGUCUAAGAGAAACAAAGCUUGGGACUCAGAGGUACGUGCUAAACUCCGGCAAACUUAUAGAUUCUAAUGGAAAACGGCUUAAUUUUGAAAUGUAUAAAUUAAUAACGGGCCUAAUUCAUCACAUUGUAGGGUCUGCACUCACCUCUGAAUUUCUAAUUUGUUAUUGAUCAUCAAGUAUUGUAAUUGUUAAUUAUUAUUAUUUAUUUACAUUUAGUUAUGUUAAUGACAGCUACUGCCACUUUCCUAAUUUCAUAUACAUAGUGAAAAUACAUAGAUACUAUACAAAUGUUACAUUAUUAUAAUUUAUAUACCUACUUGUUUAUAUAGUAGACUAUUUAUACACAAUAGCACCUUUGUAGCCAGCUGUCAAAUUGAGAAAAUAUGACAAUAUGUGUAAUAUAUAUCAAUCACUCUUGUGUAAUACAGAAAUCUUGGCAAAUUGCGAAAAAUUGACCUUGUACUUCUGUAAUGAGUUUGAUAUAUGAUUUUAACUCUUGCUAUUUACAAAUAUUUAUCCCUAGACUAGAACUGCUAGGUAGAGGACUCAGUAGCCUGCCAUGACAUUCCAUACAAUGAUAAUAUAGCACUAAGAUAAUCCGAAAAUAACGAAGAGUCUUCCAAGAAUUCUUUGCCGAUGCAUUUUAUACACAUACAUUUAUACAUAGUAACUCAGUCUUCCUGUCCUUGGGACGUCAGCGUCUCGCGGUACCCGUAAUAGCAAUAUUAGUUAUAAUUAUAAUAGAUUUCCAUAUUUACAAUACACCCUCCACACAUAUACACGUUUACAAUAGAUUUUCUUUAUUAUAUGUACCUAUCUUAAAAGUUUUCGAAUUAUAUUAUUCAGCCACAGUAAGCUAUUCAUUAAAACAAUAACAAACUAAUUUGUAUUCAUCUGUGCAAGUGCAAUAUCUUAAUGUCAAUAAAUGCUGAUUAAUUCAAACAAAAUUGUUAAAGAAGCCUCUCAAAAAGAUCAAUUUAGUCAGUUAAUAUAUAGGGCCUACCGUAUUUUGCUCACCAUGUGACGCUAGUGUGAACCUCUCGUUGUUUGUCCAAUAGGGUAUUAUGUAGUAAUCCCACGAUUGGGCGUUCAAUAUUUGACAACGGCAGUGAUUGGAUAAAAAUCCCUUUCUACAUAUGUGCCAUCUGGUGAGUAAAUAUACGUUAGCCCCCAUUAAACAGUUAAUGGCAAAAUUUCCUACAUACAAUUUAUUAAGAGUUAUCAAGUAAUAUUGUUAGUAUACAGAGUAGCUAUCAAUACACCGUUGUAGAUGGCGGCUGUGUCGACCUGGCAUAUAAUUCUAUAUUUCUUCAAACUUUUUUACUGUGCAAGUUUAAAAUAAAAAAGAAACAAAUAUCAAUCUGUAAGUACGUCACGGCUGUGCAUAAAGAAGUCAAAAGAAAUUGACGUUUGUUAAUUAUUAUACUUAAUUAUAGUCAGUUCGAAAGAUCGUCUUGCACAUCUAGCUAGUAAUUCACUGUUGUAUUAUUAUACACGGAAUUAAUACCAUUGUGCGCACAACACCCACACUAAACUUUAGCUUACGAUAACUGUAACUGUAAUUCCCGGCCGCACUACAGCGGAACCGCGGCGGUUUUUAACCGCGUGACAUCUAAUUGUAUUAAAGUCAGUCGCGGAACAAAACGGUGCGGUCGCUUGCAUUCGGUUUCUUGUUACAUACAAUGUCUGGGUUCCGCCCUACUGCGAGCGAUUCUAACACACGUAGAACGAAUCCCCAGAUAUUAUAAUAGAUUAUUACUAGGUAUAAAAACAUUUUUAUUAUUGUUAUUAUGUAAUAUUAAUCAUUCCAGAAGCAAUACAAGACAACAAUAGUUUAAAUAGAUAUAAAACAGAGUGCAAUUAAAUUGAGAAAUAGAAGCGAAGGCAAAUACACAUGAUUAAAAAGUACCUACCUACUAUAAUACAGAUUUUUUUGAAGUUUUACUCAUUGAAUUUUACCAUUUAUAUACAUGCAUAUGUUAUUCUUAUAUAUAGUAGGUACUCCAACUGCACAUAAUAACGGAUUUACACGCUUACUUACAUAGCAAUACAAUACAUAAUUGGAUAGCAAGAUAGAUUGCUAAUUCACCCAUAGAACUAUUAAACUUAAUAUUACUAUUAGUUUACAAUAAAAUACUGGGAUCGUCCUAUCAUUAGUGGUUAUUGUAUGCACCAUACCAUGUCAAGACAUAUUUGUAAAUAAGUAAACACUAUGAUCCCGAUUAUAGAGGUAUAAUGGUGAAAUUAAAUGUAAUGUAUGGUUUUACUGGGUAAUGUAUAAAACAUCGAAUUUUCAUAAUUCCGUUUAUUGUUAGGAUACUGACUAAAAUAAUUUACAAGAUAUCACUGGUAAAACCCAAAUUAUUUAGAACGCAUUUAUAUUAUUUUCACCACAAAUUAAA
Molecule: messenger RNA, 14404 nt
Organism: Spodoptera litura
Lineage: Eukaryota; Metazoa; Arthropoda; Insecta; Lepidoptera; Noctuidae
Source: RefSeq, a predicted model, not a curated record